Messenger RNA from Leopardus geoffroyi (Geoffroy's cat), 1725 nucleotides. It is a transcript of the gene MAGEF1, whose product is annotated as MAGE family member F1. The record is from RefSeq and is a predicted model, not a curated record. Gene Ontology annotation, biological process: negative regulation of transcription by RNA polymerase II. Bases 271 to 1227 code for a protein of 318 amino acids. The transcript has a single exon. NCBI's taxonomy places the organism in Eukaryota, Metazoa, Chordata, Mammalia, Carnivora, Felidae. Gene Ontology annotation, cellular component: nucleus.
AGCUGGCCGGAAGUGGCCGGGCGAACGGGUGCGCGGGCGCGCAUUGAGCCUGCGCCGGGGCCGCGCCGUAGGUGUUCUGUGCCGCGGCGUUGCGGCGACCAUCCCGAGUCCUCUGUUGUGCCGCCCAGCAGCCCGAAAGCCCCCUCUGACCUUUCUCCUAGUCCUCCUCCCGCCGCCUCAGCCAUUGUCCCACCCCUCCGCCGGGGUUUGCGCAGCGGCUUGCACACCCCUCGGCCCGUGUACGCGCUCUGCACCUGCAUUCCCGAAAACAUGUUGCAGAAACCCGAGAGCGGGGCUCUCCCCAUCCCUCAGGCCGAGGGGAAGGAUGGCGGCCGUGACGGUGAGACCCAGGCCCUGACCGCCUCUCAGGAGGAGGCCCCGAGUCCCCUCCUGCAGGAGAGCUCCAAGGAGGAUCUUGGCGCCGGGAGGGAGGAGGGGGCUGCGGAGCCCGCCCUCACCCCAAAAGGCGCGAGGACCUUGGCAGCCAAAGCUUUGGCCCGGCGCAGGGCCUACCGCCGUCUGGAUCGGACGGUGGCCGAGCUGGUGCAGUUUCUGCUGGUGAAGGACAAGAAGAAGAGUCCCAUCACUCGCUCCGAGAUGGUGAAAUACGUUAUCGGAGACUUGAAGGAUCUGUUCCCUGAGAUCAUCGCAAGGGCCGCAGAACAUCUGCGGUAUGUCUUUGGUUUCGAGCUAAAACAGCUUGGUCGCAAGCACCACACUUACAUCCUGAUCAACAAACUAAAACCUCUGGAGGAGGAGGAGGAGGAGGAGAAUCUGGGAGGAGAUGGCCCCAGAUUGGGUCUCUUAAUAAUGAUCUUAGGCCUUAUCUACAUGAAAGGUAAUAGUGCCAGGGAGACACAGGUCUGGGAGAUGCUGCGUCGGUUGGGGAUGCGUCCGUCAAAGUAUCACUUCCUCUUUGGGUACCCGAAGAGGCUUAUUCUGGAAGAUUUCGUGCAGCAGCGAUACCUCAAUUACAGGCAGGUGCCUCACACCAACCCGCCGGAAUGUGAAUUCUCUUGGGGUCCCCGGAGCAACCUGGAAAUCAGCAAGAUGAAAGUCCUGGGGUUCGUGGCCAAACUCCAUAAGAAAGAACCCCACCACUGGCCAGUGCAGUACCGUGAGGCCCUGGCAGACGAAGCCGACAGGGCCAGGGCCAAGGCCAGAGCUGAGGCCAGUAUGAGGGCUAGGGCUAGAGCCAAUCAAAGGGCUGGUAUCCACCCUUGGUGAGGGCCGGUGGAUAGGUGGCCAGCAGGGUCCUCCUGGUUAUGAAAGCUACUGUCUGAGUCAUAAGUAGUAUCGUUGGGUGUAGGCCGUUAAUUAGAAGUUGAGUUUGUGUAACUAGGUUUUGUAUCUUGCUAUGUUUUGUUACAUUUUACAUACCGUUACACUGAUGUUUAUAAAUGAGAUUGUUCUACUUUUUCCUGUAGGAUUUUGUUGUAGAGUUUUGCUGGUUUUGUAAAAUGGAUUGAAAACUUUACAUCUUAUUGUAUGAUCUUGGACAAAUUACUCAGCAUUGUAAUGCUGUACGUUAAUGGUUUGAAGGAACUCAGCAGUAUAGCUGAUUGGUAUCUAGCUUCCCGAUGCUUUUUGUCUAUAUUGUAUAAAGAAAAAAGACUAGCAUGUAACUCUAUUUGCUUAGCUAUUCUAGUACCUAGAGAAAAAUGAAAAUGCAGUAAAUUAGAAGUCUAUCCUGGUACACUUAAUAAAUUAAACAUUUGUUGAGCA